Messenger RNA from Saccharomyces mikatae IFO 1815, 1251 nucleotides. RefSeq names its product Mgr1p (gene MGR1). Lineage: Eukaryota; Fungi; Ascomycota; Saccharomycetes; Saccharomycetales; Saccharomycetaceae. Gene Ontology annotation, cellular component: mitochondrial inner membrane. The coding region runs from base 1 to 1251 and encodes 416 amino acids. The record is from RefSeq and is a predicted model, not a curated record. The transcript has a single exon.
AUGGCUGUAUUCACCCCUCCAUCAGGUACUAACAGCUCCACCGACCGUCCUCAUCCACAAGAGGACAACGACAAAGAUGAUAAUGAUAUCAAGAAAUUCUACAUAAGGCCAAGCUUAGGCUUGAAACUAUGGGGUCCACUCGUGCCCGCACCCGAUAACCUAACCGGGCUUUACACUCUAAUCACCAUUCAAUCUGCAGUGGGGGUGUUUGCCCUCUGGAGACUGAAAAGACUCUACAGGCUACCGCCACCGCGUCGCAUCCCCACUGGAACUCAUUCAGAUUUAUCUUUUGGUGAACUACCCAGUGAAAUGAUUGUUAAUGGAAAGACUAAAAUUAAAAAGGAUAUCGCGGACUUUCCCACUUUAAACCGCUUUUCCACUACCCAUGGAGACAUCGUACUCGCCCCUCCCCCCAUCAUGCCUCGCCGGUCUCGAUUUAUAAGCAUGAGGAAACUCAUAUGGGGAUUGUUUGGCUCACUCUUACUUUCGCAGUCGCUCUUGGAACUUACUCGCUUGAAUUUCCUCAAAUAUGACCCUUGGUACGACGAAAUGAAAUCCGUGCGUGAUAAGAAGUUCUUCAACAACAUCGUCAAGUAUUACCACGAAGGCAUAGACCCUACCAAGAUAAAAGUCAAAGACGCUAUGAACGGUACACCACUCUCCACAAACAUUCCCGAAGUCAAGCAAAGCGUCGCUCUUGCCAGAGCGCAAGUUGAGGCACAAAACCCCAUCAUCAAAUGGUUCGGGCCUUUGGAAUACAAGCCCAUGUCUUUCAACGAGUACCUCAAUCGCAUGGAGUUUCACCUGGAUAUGUUCGAGUUUUUUCAAAACAAAAGAAAUAUUAGAGAAAACUCUAUCGAGCUCAUCAAUUCCAUAUCCCAUCAUCCACAGUCUUCCGCUGGCAUGGAAGAGCUUUCUGAAUCCAAGAAACUACAUCUACAAAAUGUCGAAAAAAGACUGCAUUUCUUAGCAUCCUCAAGAGAUUCUAUUGCCACCCCUGUGAAAGAGAGAUCCAACACUACGAUCUCAAGAGGUGUUGUUUUGCCCCACGAUACUAAUGCCCCACAGGAAAUUGACAUCGAUACAAUAAAAUCGCUCUAUGAUCCGUGGAUGACUUUGGCCCUAGAAACUUCGUUAAGCAUAAAAUUUAUACCAACUACCAUGCCCUCCCAUACUAAGAUCCCCAGCACUACGGACUCUUCGGCACCAGGACCCACUCCCAAUGCUCUCACGAAUGAAAAGACGCAUUAA